UUAAGAUUUCUGCUAGUUAGCUGGCUAGCUAGCGAGAUUGUUUUGUCGUUUCGACUUGGCUGGAAGUCGUGAAGUACUGUUUGUGUAUAAAUAAAUGACAGAUAUUACACAUUUAAGCGUAUCGUUAUCAAGCCAUUUUGUCUCGGAUGUCAGUGGCACCGUCUCGAUGGACACGCAUAUUAUCACACCCGGUCCAUACAGAGCCACUAAACUGUGGAAUGAAGUGACUAAACUUUUCCGAGCGGGAAUGCCUCUGAAAAAACAUCGGCAGCACUUCAAGGUUUACACGAAUUGCUUUACCGCAACUGCAGCCGUUGACUGGUUGCACGAACUUCUGAGGAGCAACAGCAAUUUUGGGCCAGAAGUCACUAGGCAACAGACUGUUCAGCUGAUGAAGAAAUUUUUAAAAAAUCAUGUUAUUGAGGAUGUAAAAGGACGAUGGGGUUUGGAACAUCUGGAAGACAACAGUGUUCUGUACAGGUUUCCAUCUACAUCCCCACUGAAGCCAGUUCCUGUUUGUCCUCAAAGUAUAAGGGGAAAGAGUGUGAUUUUAAAGGAAAAAGAAGGUUUCUUCAAGUUAAGAGGUUCAAAGAAAUUUGCUCAAGAAAUCCAAGAAAAUAUAGCUCCACCAGCAGAAGAUGCACCCACUGGCACACCAUCAGAUGAGACUGUGGACUAUAGAGAUAUCACAGAGGAAGACAUUCAGGACAUCUGGAAGACUGUAACAUUAACACAUUUACAGAAGAUGUUGGGUUUGCCCUCCUUGGAUGAUAUUUUGAAUCCAGCACAAGUCUGUCCUCACUUCAUUAUUUAUAACAUGACCAAAGUCAACAAGCAUGGAGUUGUUGCUCUAGAAGAUAGAAUGGAUGAUCUGCCCCAUUGGGUUUUGUCUGCUAUGAAAUGUCUUGCAAACUGGCCAAAGUUUGAUUCAACCCAGCCGUCUUAUCCAGGCUUUGAGAGAGACGUCUUCAGAACGGUCUCUGACUACUUCUGCAGUCUCCCUCAGCCGCUUCUUACCUUUCAGUACUACGAGUUGUUUGUUAACAUCCUGGCCUUGCUGCAGCCGGCGUUGGAGCGCCUAGCCAUCGAAGCCCUACAGCUCUGCACCCUGCUCCUCCCACCCGCCUCUCGCCGCAAGCUGCAGCUGCUCCUGCGCAUGGUCUCGCGCAUGAGCCAGAACGUGGACAUGCCACAGCUGCACGACGUCAUUAGCACCCGCACGCUGUUGGUGCAAACAUUUUCUCGCUGUGUAUUGAGCUGCGAGGAGGAUAUGGAUCUGGAUGAGCUAUUGGCCACCAGGUUGCUGUCCUUCCUCAUGGACCAUCAUCAGGAGGUCAUGCAAGUGCCUUUGUACCUGCGUAAUGCUGUUGAGGACCAUAUUGCUUACCUCAGAUCACAGGUGAGACACCCUGGUGUGGGUUCCGGCGUCACAGUGCCAACCUACUCAUUCUGCAGGCAGAUCAGCAUGCAGGAGUUUGAGGAGCAGAAGUUGUCCUUGUCUCAGGCGGCCGUCUCCGACCUUCUGGAAAGCCUCAUCAAGGACAAAGCCAUGUUGGCCAAGGAGAAGAAAAAGAAGCUCAAACUGUUUCAGAAGGAGUAUCCUGAUAUCUACUCUCGCCGCUUCCCCACCACGGAGAGUGAGGCGCAACUUUUUACAAAUAAACCAAAGAUCAAACCGCCAAUGUUGAUUGGCAUGAAGAAGACUAGAGCAUUCAGUAUUCGAAACUGAAAACCUCAGAGUGCGUGCAUGUGUGUACCGUUGUACAUACAGAAUGUCCUAUUUGUUUUGUGAAAAACACUUUAUAGCUAAAUGAGGUGUUUUUGUACAUGCAGUUCAGGGAUUUGUCAUUGAUUUGAUUUCCCCCCCCAGUGGUCUUUACUCUGUCCUGGAUACCCUCUAUGUGGAUUCAGGUGUGUUAGAGUAGAGCCUGUGCAGUGCAUGGGAUUUCCAGGAUUGGGAGAACAAAUGAUUUAGAGUAUAGCCUGGGAUUAAGUGUUUGAGUGUCAUGCCAGCUACUUCAGUUAUGGGUGUAGAAUAUUAGUGUUUUAAUACAUUUGACUUUUCAUGUCUUCUAAUGUCUCUCUUCAUUUAAUUACUAUUUAUUUCAAACGCAUUCAUUGUUGGGAGACUCGGACAACAGCCUGGGGUCAGUCUUUUCCAAAAUUGUAUUGAAGGUCAUUUUGAACUUUUGGUUUUUUAAAUAGAAUUAACUCUGUGAUGCUUUUGGGAGACUGAGUCCUGUGUACAAACAACUACUUGGAACGUCAGGCAAGUGAAACUCACAUUAAAUGUUUACAAUAAGAUUAACCCAAUUUGUUUAACCGAAGCAAGGCUGUAAGUGAAAUGAAGGUAUGUCUUGUUUAUUGUUAGUAUAGUGUAUUGUGUAGUUGUUUCAGGUUUGCUUUAUUUAUUCUUUUUCAUCUUAUAAUUUUUUUUGUUUCUGCAAGUACAUUUUUACCCCUAUAUUUUAACUUUUAAGUGUUUCAUUUUAAGUGUUCUUAAAUGCCAUGCAUAAUAUCUGGCAGGUUAAUUUCUGGGCUGUGUUUCUUUUAUUAAGGACGUGAUUCAGUCUGAAUUGGCAUGCUAUAAUUCUGUUAUGUGAUCAUGUUUAACUGACAUAUUUUGGAGGGUUAUUUCAUGACCGUGGGAUUUGUUAGCCUGCUUGUAAAUUAAGCCUGUCCAGCAGAAGUAAAGGCAAGGGACUGGACACCUCAGACCUUCGGUCUUUUUAUCCCUCUAUGGGAUGGAAGUGAUUUUGCACUGUUUAUCUCACUUAUUAAGCGAGGUGUUACCACAACAGUUGAUGCAUCUUGACAAUCUAAUGUUUUUAACAGACCUGCAUAUAAUUUUAUAUAUGACUUUUUUUGUUUUUCCCGUUACUGUACUCUUUGGUCAGGCAUCCCAAAAAUCAUAGGCUUUAACUGCCGUGUGUGUGUGUGUGUGUGUGUGUGUGUGUGUGUGUGUGUGGGUGGGUCUGCGUAUGUGUGUGUGCGUGGGUGGCAGUUCAAGUUCUAUAAUUUAGUUGAGAACAUGUAUUGAAUAAGUAUUUACAAUACAAUGUUAAUUCUGUCAGAAUAUAUACUGAUUUGGUGUGGAAUUUCUGCUUAAUUUGUGCUAU
Molecule: messenger RNA, 3119 nt
Organism: Electrophorus electricus (electric eel)
Lineage: Eukaryota; Metazoa; Chordata; Actinopteri; Gymnotiformes; Gymnotidae
Gene: depdc1
Product: DEP domain containing 1a
Biological process (GO): intracellular signal transduction
Source: RefSeq, a predicted model, not a curated record